AACAAUAUGUUAAUAUCACAGCUGACUUCACAGUUACUGAAGGCUUCACGAAUUGCAGGCCACCUUUUGCCAAGGUCAGUGUCUUCCUUUCUUUGCUGUCAUUCUACAUCUGUGCACUAUUGCACACAGCCAUCUAACAAGAGUGGAGCCCAACCUCAGCGGUGGUAUGCUCUGGACCCUGAACUGGAAGAGAUGCUGAUCCCCAGAAGACUUUCCAUCAGCCCCUUAGAAAGCUGGCUGACGGUUAGGUACUCCCUUCCUAAAGCAGAAGUCCUUAAUGCUCAGGAAGACGUGGGCUAUGAACCUCUCCAGCAGUAUGACUGUCCCCCAGCUGGUGAGGGAGCUGAUGUGGAGGAAGGAGAAGGAACGCUUAGCAACAAGCUUCAGUGUAAGAAUGUUUUGAAGAUUCGCAGAAGGAAAAUGAACCGGCACAAGUUCAAAAAGCUGCUAAAGCGCAGAAAGUUUGUACGGAGGAGGAUAAAGGAGGGUCGCAAGAAGAAACGUCAGAUAAAAUUUGAGAAUGACUUGGAGCGCAUCUGGAAAAGAGCUGGUUUGAAAAGUCCUCCUGCAGGAUGGCAAACACCCAAGAUAUUUCUGAAAAGUUCAAAGCGAUAAAAAUACUUGUAAUGAGUUUUAACCUGUAACUGUAAUUAAAAAAAUAUUUAAGUA
Messenger RNA from Balearica regulorum gibbericeps (East African grey crowned-crane), 669 nucleotides. It is a transcript of the gene AURKAIP1, whose product is annotated as aurora kinase A interacting protein 1. Gene Ontology annotation, cellular component: mitochondrion. NCBI's taxonomy places the organism in Eukaryota, Metazoa, Chordata, Aves, Gruiformes, Gruidae. The record is from RefSeq and is a predicted model, not a curated record.